This is a messenger RNA of Poecilia latipinna (sailfin molly), 1168 nucleotides long. RefSeq names its product hydroxysteroid 11-beta-dehydrogenase 1-like protein. Bases 88 to 951 code for a protein of 287 amino acids. The record is from RefSeq and is a predicted model, not a curated record. NCBI's taxonomy places the organism in Eukaryota, Metazoa, Chordata, Actinopteri, Cyprinodontiformes, Poeciliidae. Gene Ontology annotation, molecular function: oxidoreductase activity. The transcript is spliced from 6 exons. Gene Ontology annotation, cellular component: intracellular membrane-bounded organelle.
ACACGGAAAACGAGAAAGUGCGUUAUUACACACAUUCCAGCUCACAGCUGAAAACUGAAACACACAGAAAAACAUUGCACAAGCAACAUGGGAGCCUUCGUAAAGAUUGUAAUUGCUAGCAUUUGUGUUGGCUAUGUAGCUGUCAAGUGGAAUAGACCAAGUUUUGAUCCAGAGUCUCUCAGAGGUGCCAGGGUGUUGGUCACCGGGGCCAGUUCAGGCAUUGGUGAACAAAUGGCGUAUCACUACGCCCGCUUUGGAGCUCAGAUUGUCAUCACAGCAAGGAGGGAGAAAGUUUUACAGCAGGUUACUGAGAAGUGUCUGAGUCUGGGGGCCCAGAAAGCUCUCUUCAUAUCUGGAGACAUGUCUACUGAGUCUGACCCGGACAAAGUGGUUGACUUUGCUCUGGAGAAACUGGGAGGCUUGGACUACCUGGUUCUCAACCACAUUGGUGUGACUCGCUUUGCCGUUUGGGAUGGAGACGUGGAUCACGUCAAGUGGCUUAUGAAGCCCAAUUUCUUUAGCUACAUACAGAUGGCCUGGAGAGCCUUGCCCUCUUUGGAGAAAAGUAAAGGGUCUAUGGUUAUAGUGUCAUCAAUGGCAGGGAAGCUGAGCAAUCCCUUCACGGCCCCGUACUGUUCAACAAAAUCUGCCUUGAAUGGAUUCUUUGGGGCCCUCAGCCAUGAACUUGCAAUGAAGAAAAGCAACGUGUCCAUCUCUCUUAUCACACUGGGACUAAUUGACACCGAAUCAGCUUUGAACGCAGUCAGGGGAAUCAUCACGACACCAGCCUAUCCUGCGACAGAAGCUGCAUUGAAUAUCAUCGUAACAGGAGCAACAAGGCAGUUGGAGCUGUACUAUCCCUGGUACACAUAUGUCAUGAACCUCUUCAAAGACUGGUAUCCCCCUCUAACAAACCAUCUCAUCCAGAACGCCCUCAACUACGAUCCAUAGGAAACAUGUUGAGAUGGGUUUUUUUUUUGUUGUUUUUUUCUUAUUGUAAGUUUUUGAUGCCCACAUCAAGUAUUGCUGGAAAUGUCUGAUUCUGAAAUUCAUUUAAAUGUUUCUCAGAUUUAGACUUCUUAAAGAAAUGCACCUUUUUAUGUGUGUCAAAGAUUGCACUUCCUGAUUUUUUUUCUGCUUAUCAGAUUAAAAUCACACUUGAAUAUGG